GAAAACCCAAAAGAGGUGGUAAUGAUGAUAAGAUAAGUAAAUUACCUGACGCUUUAAUUCACCACAUUUACUCAUUUCUUCCAACCAAAUGCGUUCUUUCUACAUGCAUUUUAUCUAAAAGAUGGAAUCAUUUAUCAAACUCUGCUCCCAUUCUUGAUUUUCCCGAAUGGUUUACCAAUUAUGGGGAAUACUAUGCCUUGGCAGUUUUGCUGGACACAGUGUUAUUUGUUCAUGAGAAGCCGAAAAUACAGAAAUUCAUGCUCACUGUUACUGAAUGUUUUGAUGAAACCCGAGUUAAGAAACGUAAAGUAGAAGAGCUUGUUCUAUCCAUAGAAUCUGAAAACCCCUUUAUAUUUCCUCUAUCAUUUUUCACAUGUGAUUCGUUGGUGGUGUUGGACUUGAAAUACAAUAGCAUUCUCUGUCUCCCGAACACGAUUUCUUUUCCAAGGAUCAAGAUACUUCGGCUCACAAAUAUAGAGUUUGUGAAUGAAAACUUGACUGGAGAACUGUUUUCCAACUGUCCCAUCCUUGAAGGGUUAUGCUUGUUUGACUGUGACUUUGUUGACGACUUUAAAGUUUUAUGUAUUACUUCUGGUACACUCAAGCACUUGUCAAUUAUCAAUUGCUGUCUGUUUCAUCAGACAUUGAAGGUUUUCACACCAAAUCUGCUGACCAUUAAGUAUGCAGCAGAGUUACCGGCAGACUUUGUUCUCGGUAGGUUCCUGUCUCUAGUUGAGGCAGAUAUUCAAAUUUCUAACAACCGGGCUCAGCCAAGAUUAUAUGCUCCUAUAAUCAAGCUUUAUCAAAGACUUUUUAAUGUAAAGCUCCUUAAAACGUCUGGUUCCUCCUUUCAGUGUCUCACUGCAGCAAAUAUCCUCUUAGCCAAUUUGUCGACAUUUUGUAAUUUGGUUUGCUUGGAAGUUAGUUCGGCAUUUUGUAGCUGGAUGGGUCCGCAUGCGAGUUUUGUGUUCGUCUAUGAAGAUAUUUUUGUGGUUUCUCCAACUCUCGCAUAAUCUAGAAUCGAUUGACUUAACCGAGGGUGUCCACAACGAUGACCAACAAGAUUAUGAUUGGACAGUAAUUUCAUUACCCUGGUAUUCUCUGCCAAAUCUCAAGGUAGUUGUAGUGCAACAUUUUAUGGGGCGCAAAGUGGAGCUGGACAUGGUAAAAUUCUUUUGGCCAAUGCUGGAGUUCUUCAGACAGUGACUAUCAUGAUUUCUGAAUGUUUAUUGGAAGACUAUAAGGAGCAAAUGCAGAUUGCAUCUGAAUUACUUAAAUUUCCAAGAUAUUCCUCAAGUUGUGCGCUUGGGUUCAUGACCCCUGAAUAGUAUGAGUAAGUGUAGACUCUCUUUGUUUGUAUUACUCUUAUCUUCUAAUCAUUUUUAUAACUAGAAAGACAGACCAAUACACUAGUUACGGAAAUGUGGGAGUUGUUAUUCCUAUCUUUUUUGGCUGUUCUCUGUUAUCAGCACCCGUAUUUUGUUUGUUCUUUUUUCUAUAAAAUCUGAACUUAGCUGUGUUUGAACUAAGUUGUAUUGUUAUCAUAAUCUAUAUCCUUUCCGA
Messenger RNA from Papaver somniferum (opium poppy), 1563 nucleotides. RefSeq names its product putative F-box/FBD/LRR-repeat protein At1g66290. The record is from RefSeq and is a predicted model, not a curated record. Lineage: Eukaryota; Viridiplantae; Streptophyta; Magnoliopsida; Ranunculales; Papaveraceae. The coding region runs from base 258 to 1013 and encodes 251 amino acids. The transcript has 3 exons.